Papaver somniferum (opium poppy) is the source of this 3184-nucleotide messenger RNA. RefSeq names its product magnesium-transporting ATPase, P-type 1-like. The record is from RefSeq and is a predicted model, not a curated record. Gene Ontology annotation, molecular function: P-type magnesium transporter activity; ATP hydrolysis activity; ATP binding. Gene Ontology annotation, biological process: magnesium ion transport. Bases 252 to 3092 code for a protein of 946 amino acids. The transcript has 8 exons. Lineage: Eukaryota; Viridiplantae; Streptophyta; Magnoliopsida; Ranunculales; Papaveraceae. Gene Ontology annotation, cellular component: intracellular membrane-bounded organelle; membrane.
GGAAAUAGUUUGUCAAUGAGCCCCCUAUGUUGUAUGGCAUGUACCUAACCGUCUAUGAAGGUUGGUAGUUGAGAAUUUUUAACAACUCUGAAUGGCUGGGAGAGAAAAAAUUCUUACACUUCAACGUUUCACACCAACCACUCUAUAGUCUAGCACAACAUAACCCUGUAACAAUCCCCUGUUUCAUUCACAUAUCAAUGUUUCUCAAUUUCAUCACUUCUUGAUCAGAACCCUCUCUUCAACUGUCUUUCAUGGACACUACCAAAUUCCCCGCUUCCUGUUUUGGCUUAAAUAGCCACAAACACCCUUCACCUUUGAACCGUAUGAAUGAAACUCUAGUUAAAAAACAUGGUUCUUUCACCCUCAAAAGAAGAUUCAUUGAUUCGAUUUUCGGCUUUUUUAUUAAGAGGCUGUACUCUCCUAAGAAGAUUGAUGGUGGGAAACAAACUGAAGAGGAAGGCAAAGUUUGUUCUUGGUUAUAUGCCUUAGCACAAUCUGGUCCGGAUUUGGUAUUUGAAUACGUCCGAUCAACGGAAAGAGGCUUAAGUUUUAAGGAAGCUGAGAGAAGGCUAGCGGAAACCGGUCCAAAUGUUCCUCUUUCGCAUUCUUUCCCAAGUUGGAUGCAACUUCUAUGGAAUGCAUUCUUUCAUCCUUUCAAUAUCAUUUUGAUUGUUUUGGCAAUUCUCUCGUUCACUUCGGAAGAUUACCCAAAUGGUAUCAUUAUGUUCGUAUUAGUUUUUGUCAGUGUAGCUCUUCGAUUCUACCAGGAAUACAACAGUUCGAAAGCAGCGAUGAAGUUAGUAGAACUCUUGAAAUGCCCUGUUAAAGUGCAGAGAUGUGCAGGCAGCGUGGUUCAAACUGAAUUAACAGUUCAAAUUGAUCAGAGAGAUGUUGUGCCAGGUGAUAUUGUCAUUUUUGGUCCAGGAGAUUUGUUCCCUGGUGAUGUUAGGUUAAUAACUUCAAAAGAUCUAAUUGUAAGCCAGUCCUCAUUAACAGGGGAGUCAGGGACAACAAAGAAAACAGCAAACAGUCGAGAAGAUCGAACAACUCCUUUGCUAGACUUAAGAAAUAUUUGUUUCAUGGGUACUAGUGUUGUAUCCGGUAGUGGAACUGCAUUAGUUGUUUCAACUGGAGCACAGACUUACAUGAGUACCAUGUUCUCAACCAUUGGGAAGAAUAAACCACCUGACACAUUUGAGAAAAGCGUUCGAAAUAUUUCUUAUGCGCUCAUUGCUGUUAUGCUACUUGUAGUCCCGAUAAUCAUCCUCACGGAUUAUUAUGUGUCCAGAAACUUGAGCAGAGCUAUUCUCUUCGGGGUUUCAGUCGCAGUUGCUCUUACUCCACAGAUGCUUCCACUAAUAGUGAACAUUAAUCUUGCAAAAGGAGCCCUGGCAAUGGCUAGGGAUAGAUGCAUAGUCAAAAGCUUAACAGCCAUACAGAAUAUGGGAGCCAUGGAUAUACUGUGUAUUGACAAAACAGGUACUCUCACUGUGGAUCAACUUAUAAUGGUUCAUCACCUGGAUAGCGGCGGCCUACCUAAAGAGAGAGUCUUGAGAUUUGCAUUCUUAAAUUCUUACUUCAAAACCGAACUAAGAAAUCCGGUAGAUGAAGCAAUUCUAGCUUAUGUCUAUUCAAAUGGAUACAGAUUCGAACAAUCAAAGUGGAAAAAGAUAGAUGAGACUCCUUUCGACUUUACAAGAAGACGAGUCUCUGUUAUCAUUGAAGCAGAUUCAGAAACAACAGAUAGAAUUUACCCUCAUCUUGGUACUAAUAAGCUCGUGGUCACUAAAGGCGCACUUGAAGAAGUGUUACAGGUUUGCAGUUUCUAUGACCAUGCUGAUAGUGGUUCAAGCAUACCACUCCCUGUAGAAGAUCAGCAUAAGAUCCUGCAUAUGGGAGAAGAACUAAGCAAUGAUGGACUAAGGGUUCUUGGAGUGGCUAUACGAAGACUAGCAAUGGUGGGAGAAGCGAACAGUGUGGAAUCAAAUAUGGUUUUCCUAGGCAUCGUAACCUUCUAUGACCCUCCCAAGAGCUCAGCGAAGGAAGCCUUAAGGAGGUUGGCGGAAAAGGGUGUAGAGGCGAAAGUAUUAACUGGAGACUCAGUCUCCUUGGCUAUAAGAGUCUGCAAAGAGGUAGGAAUUAGAACCACUUAUGCAUCCACAGGACCAGACCUCGAACUCUUAGACCCUUUAACCUUUCAUGAGACAGUUCAGAGGGCUACGGUAUUAGCUCGACUGACCCCGACACAAAAAUUCCGCGUGGUUCAGUCACUGCAGACAGCUGGAGAUCACGUCGUAGGGUUCUUGGGAGAUGGAGUAAAUGACUCUCUUGCAAUGGAUGCUGCAGAUGUUGGGAUAUCAGUUGAUUCAGGUGUAUCUGUGGCCAAAGACCUUGCUGACAUUAUACUACUGGAGAAAGACUUAAACGUUUUAGUCUCCGGUGUAGAGCGAGGAAGAAUUACUUAUGGGAACACAAUGAAGUAUAUAAAGUUAUCGGUGGUGGCAAAUGUGGGCAGUGUUGUGUCAAUUCUAAUUGCAGUUCUGCUCCUUGGAUACGAGCCCUUGACAGCAAGGCAACUCGUUGUUCAGAAUUUUUUAUACAAUGUCGGCCAGAUUGCCAUUCCUUGGGACACGGUGGAAGAAGACUAUGCAAAGUUCCCUCAGCGGUGGUCAUCAAAAAGCAUACCUAUGUUCAUGCUCUGGAACGGACCAGUUUGCUCCAUGUUUGAUCUAGGGUAUCUUGUGUUCCUUUGGUUCUACUACGAAUUAUACCAUCCUUCCUCCGGAGAUAAGCUCUACCAUACUGGAUGGUUUGUUGAAGGGCUUCUCAUGCAAACCCUUAUAAUCCAUAUGAUCCGAACAGAGAAAAUUCCGUUCAUUCAGGAAGUAGCGUCAUGGCCAGUGAUCUGCUCUACUGUUUUGAUAUCUGCUGUAGGGAUUGCAUUGCCGUAUACUCCGAUAGGAAAAGUAAUGGGAAUGACUGACCUGCCAUUGUCCUAUUUUGGUUUCCUAGUUGUGCUUUUUCUUGGUUAUUUUUUUCUUAGCCAGGUGGUCAAGAGAGUCUACAUUAGGACUUAUAAAGAAUGGCUCUAAAUGAUACCUAUGUACAUUAUUCACUGCUCAACAUUUUAGAAUGUAUACAUGCAUCUGAGAUUUAUGUGAUGUUUUUGUUUAUUUCAUCUUCA